Molecule: messenger RNA, 948 nt
Organism: Penicillium argentinense
Lineage: Eukaryota; Fungi; Ascomycota; Eurotiomycetes; Eurotiales; Aspergillaceae
Product: SIR2 family NAD-dependent protein deacylase
Exons: 2
Coding region: 1-948 (315 amino acids)
Molecular function (GO): protein-succinyllysine desuccinylase activity; NAD+ binding; protein-malonyllysine demalonylase activity
Source: RefSeq, a predicted model, not a curated record
AUGGCAUCAGCUGCGAAGAAAGCUGCCCACGCAGGGGUGUCAUCCGCCGAUGUUGAGUCUUUUGCUGAAUAUCUCAAGGGAUGCCGCCGUAUCUUGGCGCUUCUGGGAGCUGGUCUCUCCGCAUCCUCGGGCCUCCCAACUUUCCGCGGUGCUGGAGGAUUGUGGCGUACCCACGAUGCGACCGAGCUGGCAACCCCUGAAGCUUUCCAGGCCGAUCCAGCUUUGGUCUGGCAAUUCUACAGUUUCCGGCGACACAUGGCCUUAAAGGCGGCUCCGAACAAGGCUCACUAUGCGCUCGCCGAGCUGUCGCGACGGAACAAAGACUUCAUCACCAUUUCCCAGAAUGUGGAUGGCCUUUCUCAGCGAGCGCUGCACCCCUCCGAGCAACUCCACUUGCUCCAUGGCUCUCUUUUCAACGUGAAAUGCACCUCUUUCUUCUGCAGAUACACACGCAAAGACGAUUUUACCGAUCCUAUUGCUCCAUCUUUAGCCAUCCCUAAGAAGUCCUCUCUCGUCAAGACCGAUGAGGAUCAAGGCGAAACAGGAACAAAGCAAAUCGAGGAGUCAGAUGAAGAAAUAGACAUCUCAGAUAUCGGUCACCACCUUCCCGACAUCCCAGUGAAAGACCUACCCCAAUGCCCGGAAUGUAACGGUUUGCUUCGACCGGGGGUGGUUUGGUUUGGCGAACCUCUGCCUUCAAAGACCCUUAAAACCGUCGAUGAGUGGAUCGAGUCCGAUCCUGUUGAUCUGAUGUUGGUCAUUGGCACAAGCUCCAGCGUCUACCCGGCUGCAGGCUACACCGAUAUUGCUCGUGCCCACGGUGCACGUAUUGCUGUGAUUAAUAUGGAGCAAUCCGUCAAAACGCUGGGCGAGAACGACUGGUUCUUUCAAGGAGAUGCGAGCGUCGUUGUCCCAGAGAUCUUGAAGAGCGUCAUUGGCGAUAUAUGA